Lampris incognitus (smalleye Pacific opah) is the source of this 923-nucleotide messenger RNA. RefSeq names its product mitochondrial ribosomal protein L27 (gene mrpl27). The record is from RefSeq and is a predicted model, not a curated record. Gene Ontology annotation, biological process: translation. Gene Ontology annotation, molecular function: structural constituent of ribosome. Gene Ontology annotation, cellular component: mitochondrial large ribosomal subunit; ribosome. The transcript is spliced from 4 exons. The coding region runs from base 10 to 450 and encodes 146 amino acids. Lineage: Eukaryota; Metazoa; Chordata; Actinopteri; Lampriformes; Lampridae.
UAAAUCAAGAUGGCGGCGAUCGCGUCCUUGGCAUUAAAAUCCAGAACAGGUCUGCUGCUGCCCUGUCAGUCCUCUCUUAUCAGCACGGUUAGGUUUGCGUCGAAGAAGUCUGGUGGUAGCACUAAGAACACUGGAGGAAAGAGCCCGGGUCGGCGAUAUGGAUUCAAGAAAGUUGAUGGUGGUUUUGUCCAUGCUGGCAACAUCCUUGCAACACAGAGAAUCAUGAGGUAUCACCCUGGAGCACAUGUGGGGAUGGGCAAAAACAACACACUGUAUGCCCUUGAAGACGGUACAGUCAGAUUCACAAAGGAGGUCUUCAUCCCACCGCCUCGUUCCGCCGAAGCUAAGCUCACUACCAAGCUGCCAAAAGGAGCUGUACUCUACAAGACCUUUAUCAACAUCCUUCCCACCAAACAGGAGGGCAAAUUCAAACUGGUGGACAUGGUAUAAUACUGGCAGGACUGGGAUUUGAUGCAGUGGAUUGAACCCAGUUUUUUUCCUGUGAACUCGCGCAUUGUUGGGAUCAAGAUGGUUUUGGUAUGAGCACGUUGGAAGACGUUGGCCUUCAUCAGUGCAUCGACGGGGUCACACAGAUUGGAAUAAUCAGUGCCCGUGAGGCAUGUGUUUGGCCUAGUCCGUGAGAGAAGUAAUGCUGAACUGAAAUUCCCAUGCAAAUCCUUUUCUUUUAACUCAUUAGAUUCAGCCCUCCUUCAAUGAGACGCUUCAUUUCACUAGCUAGCCCAGGACACUGUACAUCAAGGAAUCUUUGCUCCCCCCCCCCCCCCCCCGUGGUUAUUUACUGGAGCGUUAUUCCUUAAAAGCCAAACGUGUAUUCUUGACAGUGUCUGUACAUUAGCUGUCUACAUCUGUUGUGCCGUACCAGAGUGUCUGUCACAUAAAUAAAGUUUGACAUGUAUAACUCU